AUGGUGUCCGCCCUCAUCCGGGAUGCCCCGAUUGGGCAAAUCCUGAGAUAUCUCACCAACAACCGCAUCCUCAAAUACCCAGAAGAACUUCCAGACUUCGUAAUACCCGCAGCAUACACCCGCCAUACCCGGCUUCCUAAGCGUCUGGUCUCAGACGCCAGUCGCGACCCAGAAAUCGAAGCAGAGGGCCCUGCAACCGAAGAAGUGUGCGAGCCUGAUCCAGAGAAGCCAUUGGAGGAACAACCAUCAGAACCCGAAGACUCGGCGACCGACUUGGAAAAGAUACAAACAGCGCGAACACAGCAUACGGCGCGGACACAGAUCUCUCGCGUAGGAACACGAACAGCGCUGCACAAGUCAAUCACCCAAGCAGACCUUGAACAGCAGUUCUCCCUAGCAUCGGUAGAGCGGGGCCCCAGUCGCCCAAUCGAGCCCGAGACACUUGACGAUGGCACGAUAUUGGUGGACUGGUACGACACGGACGAUGAGUCGAACCCGCAAAACUGGUCGUUUGGCAAAAAGGCCCUGGUCCUUGGCCUGAUACUCAUGUACACCAUGGGCGUCUACAUGGGCAGUGCAAUCUACAGCCCCAGCAUACCGGGCGUCAUGGCGCGCUUCGGCGUGCAAAUUGGUGCUGCUUCUCUCGGCCUCUCCGUGUACGUGCUGGCCUAUGGCAUUGGACCUCUUUUGUUCUCGCCCCUGAGCGAGAUACCCAUCAUCGGGCGGAACCCUCCAUACAUUGUUUCGUACGCCAUCUUCGUAAUUCUGCUGGUACCCACGGCGCUCGUCGACAACUUCGCAGGGCUCAUCGUGCUCCGCUUUCUGCAAGGCUUCUUCGGAAGCCCGUGUCUGGCAACGGGCGGCGCAACACUGCAGGACAUGUACAGCCUGAUGAAGCUGCCGUACGUGCUUUCGCUGUGGGCCUUUGCCGCAACCUGUGGACCAGCUCUAGGCCCCAUCAUCAGCGGCUUCAGUGUCGCAGCCGAGAACUGGCGCUGGUCGCUGUGGGAAAUGCUCUGGAUGAACGGCCCCAUCUUCCUCGCCCUCUUCUUCUUCCUCCCUGAAACCUCGUCCGCUAACAUCCUGCUCCGCCGCGCCCAACGCCUGCGCCAUCUAACAGGCGACUCGCGUCUCCGCAGUCAGUCUGAAAUCGACCAAGCCAGCCUCUCUCCGCGCGCCAUCGCCAUCGAGGCCCUCUGGCGUCCCUUUGAACUCAUGCUGCUCGACCCUAGCAUCGCCUUUACCGCCGUCUACACGGCAAUCAUCUACGGCAUCUUCUACUCCUUCUUCGAAGCCUUCCCCCUCGUCUACAACGAAAUGUACCAUUUCAACCUCGGCGAGCUCGGCCUGACCUUCCUCUCCGUCACCGUCGGCGUCGUCAUAAGCAUCGCGUGGUACUGGUGGUACAUCUAUACCCGCGUGGAACCCGGCAUCCGGCUGCAUGGUCUCGGGGCUCCAGAGCGCCGUCUGAUCCCCGCCCUCUUCGUCACCUUCCUGGUCCCCAUUGGCCUCUUCAUCUUUGGCUGGACCAGCCGCCCGGAUAUCCACUGGAUCGUGUCCUGCAUUGGCAUCGUCCUUACCACCAUCGGCAUCUUCCUGCUCAUCCAGUGCAUCUUUCUCUACCUGCCGCUCGUGUAUCCUCAGUACGCGGCGAGUCUGUUUGCUGGAAACGAUUUCACAAGGAGUGCGCUCGCCGCUGGUGCAAUUCACUUUUCAUACCCGCUUUUCCAUAAUUUGGGCGUGGGCCGCGGCGUCUCGUUGCUGGCGGGCUUGUCUGCGGGAUGUAGUGCGGGUAUCUACGUGCUAUUCUUCUUUGGGGCCAAGUUGAGGGCUAAGAGUAGGUUUGCUGCCAAGUGAGACUGCCCUUAUAUAUUAUGCAGUUUGAUCGUUGUGCGAUAGGGACGGCGCAUAGGACGGUGCACAAUAUGGCGUUGCGUCUGAUGCUUUGUACUCUAAAUCAGAAAGUUAAUGUAAAAUCAAAUUCCAC
Exserohilum turcica Et28A is the source of this 1987-nucleotide messenger RNA. RefSeq lists its product as uncharacterized. Gene Ontology annotation, molecular function: fluconazole transmembrane transporter activity. The record is from RefSeq and is a predicted model, not a curated record. NCBI's taxonomy places the organism in Eukaryota, Fungi, Ascomycota, Dothideomycetes, Pleosporales, Pleosporaceae. The coding region runs from base 1 to 1857 and encodes 618 amino acids. The transcript has a single exon. Gene Ontology annotation, biological process: xenobiotic detoxification by transmembrane export across the plasma membrane.